AUGCCUCCAGCAACAGGAAAGAAGGAGAAGAAUACAGGCACCCAGCCAGAAGAGCUGAAAAUUGUGGUGUUUGGAAGUGGAGGUGUUGGUAAAAGUGCUCUCAUUGUACAAUUGAUUCAAAAUGUAUUUGUGGAACAAUAUGAUCCUACUUUGGAAGAUUCAUACCGGAAAGAUACACACAUUGAUAAGAAACCUGUCAUUCUGGAUAUUCUCGAUACGGCUGGACAAGAAGAGUUUUGUACACUUCGUGAUCAAUAUAUUCGUCAAGGUGAAGGAUUUGUCAUUGUCUACAGUGUGACCAAUCGAAACUCAUUCGAAGAAGUUUAUGCAUUUCUCGAACAAAUUGCACAAGCCAAAGAAUUGGACUCUGCAGAAGAAUAUAAGAAUUUAGCAAAUGAAACUGCAGUAGUUUUGGUUGGAAACAAAUCAGAUCUCAAGAAUGAACGUGUCGUGUCAAGCGAUGAAGGAAGAGAAGUUGCUAAAAAGUUUGGAUCGAUUGCUUUUUAUGAAACAUCAGCAAAGACUAGAACCAAUGUUGAAGAAAGUUUUAUGGAUUGUGCUCAACAGAUUAUGAAUAAGGUGAAAAAGAAGAAGAAGGGAAAUUGUCAAGUAAUGUAA
Naegleria lovaniensis is the source of this 618-nucleotide messenger RNA. RefSeq lists its product as uncharacterized. Gene Ontology annotation, biological process: signal transduction. The record is from RefSeq and is a predicted model, not a curated record. The coding region runs from base 1 to 618 and encodes 205 amino acids. Gene Ontology annotation, molecular function: GDP binding; GTP binding; GTPase activity. The transcript has 4 exons. NCBI's taxonomy places the organism in Eukaryota, Heterolobosea, Eutetramitea, Acrasida, Naegleriidae. Gene Ontology annotation, cellular component: plasma membrane.